GGCUGUUUCUUAUUGAAGAGUGGGGUCAGUGUGGCACGGUGAUAGGAAUCGUUACGGUGUUGUCUUUCCGUGGAUGUUCAGACACAGGCUGAAACGAACAGUGGUCACUUAUGGAGACCAUUCUAAACUGUAAAACGGAGGAUCUGGAAGAUUACUACGGGCUGCUUGGGUGCGACGAGCUAUCAACGACUGAACAAAUUGUUAGCGAGUUUAAAGUAAGAGCACUGGCCUGCCACCCCGAUAAAAAUCCAGGAAAUCCUAAAGCAGUGGAAGAGUUUCAAAAAUUACAAGAGGCCAAAGAUGUUCUUACAGAUGAGACCAAAAGAAAAAGUUAUGAUUUCUGGUUGAGGAGUAGGAUCACUUUGCCAUUCAGUGAGUGGCAGGCCCUGCGGGACUCUGUUAAAACUUCAAUGCACUGGGCUGUUCGGACCAAGAAGGAACCAAUGCUCGAUGCAGCAAAAAAUAUGCCUGCAGUCAGCUCUGAAAACCAGGCCAGUCAGUCAGACAGUCAAGGUUCACUGGAGGGAAAACCAUCAGAUGAACGACUUUGUUCAAGUGAUUACUGGCAUCACAGAUUUCGCUGGACAGGUGAAGCUCCUUCAAGCCUUUUGCAGAAGUUUAGAAAUUAUGAAAUAUGAGUAUUAUAUACCUUUUUGUGCUCCAUGCUUUCCAUGCCUCAAUUUAUGGCUAUGGUACAUAUCUUACAAAAUGAAGUAUUUGUGUAUUAAAACUGCCUUCAGUAAGUCUUAAAUAUGUGGCAAUUGUUUGUCCCAUAGUGGGAAUAGUGUGCUGUAUUCUUAUAGUCCAUGAUACAAAAUGCGUGGACAGUGGAUAUGGUGUUGUUAAUGUAGGUUCAGUUGUAUGGAUAAUAAAACAUUGAUGUAUAUGAAAUAACCUCAGGCCUGUGCACACACUUUUUUCGGGGGCGGGGGGGGGGCGGACAUCAGUUAAACAUAACAAUUUUUCUUGCACAUUGCAGACACUCUUAUUGAGAGUGACAGUCUGAUCAUGUUUCAGAGGAAAGCAAACAUAGUUUGAAAGCAGCCAAACUAGCGUUACUGCUCAAGCAUGGAUUUGUAACUUUUUGUGAGGGAGCUUUCAGAGGCUUCUUAUGUCUGGUUCUUAAUGAUUCUGACUCGGUAAAUUUUUGUCGAAUGGAGUUUUAAACCCCUCUGAAUGAUUCUGUUUACUUUUAAUUAAGCAGAAUUUUAGAAAUUAGAAAUUCCCCUUUAAUGUUACCGAACUUUCCAAAGGCGAAUGUAAAAUCUCCGCAGAGGGGGCGACCAAAAGCGAUGAAGCUCGUGGAACCCAAGCCGACCCUCAGCUCGGUUCCCAGGGCGAAACUGAGCCUCACCUCGCUGAAAACAGUUCUUGAAGAAUGGCUAUAAAAACACAAAUAUUGUACAGUCGGAGGGUAUCGAGCCGCUUUAUCUGUGCACAUGCCUGAGUAAAAUAUUUCAUUCAAAAGCCGUGUCAUCUUCCACGUAUAUGCUGCUUUAACACAAUAAAGUGUCGAGCUGUG
This is a messenger RNA of Colossoma macropomum (tambaqui), 1522 nucleotides long. RefSeq names its product DnaJ (Hsp40) homolog, subfamily C, member 12 (gene dnajc12). NCBI's taxonomy places the organism in Eukaryota, Metazoa, Chordata, Actinopteri, Characiformes, Serrasalmidae. Bases 111 to 638 code for a protein of 175 amino acids. Gene Ontology annotation, cellular component: cytoplasm. The record is from RefSeq and is a predicted model, not a curated record. The transcript has 5 exons.